Molecule: messenger RNA, 2538 nt
Organism: Suillus clintonianus
Lineage: Eukaryota; Fungi; Basidiomycota; Agaricomycetes; Boletales; Suillaceae
Exons: 3
Coding region: 241-2358 (705 amino acids)
Source: RefSeq, a predicted model, not a curated record
CGGGGAUAUGUGCCUGUUUGCGUGGACAAACAUAAGCGAAGAACGGUGUAACGUAGGGCCGUCAAGGACCGCUGACCAUCAAAAAGCUUGGCUAUUAGUAGCUCUCUUAUUGCUACCAGAAGGCUCGCAAGUAACACUUUUACCCAUCUUAACCAGGUUCAUCGUCUACGUACUCCAUCCACAUCCUAGUUAGUGACCGGUUUAACGGCCAUCCGUCCUUUUCUACUAACCGCAACUGUCAUGCAUCGGGCGCUCAUGUCCCUUUCCAUCGGCGAUUCUGACAAACCGUCUUUCUCCCCCUUCGUUCCCCCGCCUAUUCAACGCCUUUCCCUUCCCCCGUCUGUAUCUUUAAGCUGUGCUAACAAGUCUACUUCACCUUCCCCCCCAUCAUCAUCAUCGACUCCAGGUUUAAGUCCACCCCCGCGAGCCUGUCCAAAGAAGCUCAAGGCGCCUACUAAAUCACUCACUUCUUCCUCUCCCGUACCAGGUCCAUCAACCUCUAAUCCCUCUGCUAUCUUCCCUUACCUACACCGCCUCGAAAUUCGCGACGAUAUGGCUUCCCGUCGCCAACAGAGACCUCUUCUCGUUCUCAAGCUGUCCUCUCCUUCUUUCCUCGAUUCCGUUGCUACAGACCUCGUAGCAGAAACUCCUCUAUACUCAGUCGAAACUGUCGGCUCUUCAACUACUGUCUGGCGUUCAGAUCCCUGGGGUGCCUCUGUUAAGAUUGCAGACAUAUGUUGGCCCAAAGAACUCCCUCUCAAGGGCAAAGGAAGGGAUACCCACGGUGCCCUCAUACAAAUGGGUGAUCCUCGCUGGAAAGACACUGACAGCUACCUCAAGUAUGCCAGCCUUGGAAACUCCCGCAAAUUCAGCUUACCAAACCAUCCCCAUGUGCUAAAGUGGAAGCGAACUGGUCGCACGUAUCAGUGCACAACUUCAUCCUGCAAGGGCCCCAUCGCAUCCCUUGACACACUACAAGACGACGAGAACACUCCACGACUUAAAGUAUUUGAAACCCUUGGUCCCGUCCACCAAUCAGUUCCACAAGUAGAACACGCUGGAAUAUCCCUUUCCCUACUAGAUAACCUCUUCGUCACCGCUCUGCUCCUCGUUACAGAAGCCGACGAUUGGAUGACUCUAAGGCACAAUCCCAAUUCUCUCGAUACCCCAGCUACAGAUACCGUCUCCCUUCCUAAAUCCACAUCCGCUCCUGCUUCUGCACGUCAAUGGCGCAAAAUAAUGUACGGCGAGCCUCUCUACCCAUCCCUCAAGACCCCUGCAGUCGACACUCGCUGCAAUGAAGAUGCAGAUGUCCUUGAUAUCUCAAGUGCAGCACCGCCUCCCACAUCCGUAAAUCAAUGGCGAAAAAUUGUGUAUGGCGAACCGUUAUACCCAUCAUUACGACCUCAUAGUGCAGACGGGCUUGAUCUUCCCCCACGCCCAGGUACCGCAUGGGACACCGCAAGCAUCUCUUCAGAGUCCGUGUGCUAUCCCGCAACCCCUUGUUCUGCGCCGUCCAGUGGGUUCUACACAUCCACGUUCUUUGAUGAAUCAGACAGAUCCGUCCCAAGGAUCAACACAAGCGCGCGAUAUUCAGCUCCCCUCAGUCUUUCACCUGCAACGGUAUCGCCGAUCCCCGCAUCUGAUUGCAUGGCACUAUCAUCACAGCCUUCCCCCUCGCCACGUGCAGGUACCCGGCGAGAGCUUCCCGCGCCGCCGUCUUCAUGGCACCCCCCGCCUGGAUCACAACCGUGGCUUCACCGAUCCAGAUCGUCGCCCCGAUUGUCGUCUAUCCCAACCGCGCGCAAUCGGUUAGUCACAGAAGAUGGGGUGCUGGCCUCGCCGACACCGCUAGACGGUGAUACGGACGGUGUGGGCGAUACGCCCCAGUCACGCAGCCGUGCUCUUUCUUCCGGGUCUGUUGUUCGUCGCCGACUGCCCACCGUCCCCUCAAACCCUGCAUCCCCUGCCAGUUCACCUCCUGCUCGGACGAAACGCCUCCCCACCUUGGCGCGUACGCUCCCCCCUACGCCCAUCUCCAUACCUCGCUCGCCCUCCACGGGGCAUCGCUACACGCACUCGUCCAACAUCAUUUCUCAGACUCCGAUAUCAGAAACGAUGCCCACACGGCCAUCAACCGCACAGCAGCCGCGUACCAGGAACCGUCCAGAGAAGGAUCCCGAUGAGGUGCUGGGGUGGGUUCGUAACGUUACGAGAGCGCACCAUCACCGACGCGCGCUUGAUUGCGAGGAGCUUGAGGGCCGCCACGGGGUUCUGGAAGAAGCUCCGCCGCCCGCGUACAAUGCCAUUGACUUCUCAAAGCCCCCACACUCCCGCGCAUUACCGAAUCCCAGUUGAACCCCCACCCUGUCCUUCAUUCCACUGUUUAUGGAUAUAUCAUACGUGACGUCAAUAAUGAUAGAAGUCUUUCCCGCAACGAAAUCGUGAUUGGUCCCUCCUCAAAACAUAUCUUUGCAUUUAAUUUCCAGCCUGCAAUAUUUUCCUUCUUCUUUUCGAGUUGUUGUUGUUGUUGUUUGU